Onychostoma macrolepis is the source of this 3771-nucleotide messenger RNA. RefSeq names its product ladderlectin-like. Lineage: Eukaryota; Metazoa; Chordata; Actinopteri; Cypriniformes; Cyprinidae. The record is from RefSeq and is a predicted model, not a curated record. The transcript has 7 exons. Gene Ontology annotation, molecular function: signaling receptor activity. The coding region runs from base 2344 to 2847 and encodes 167 amino acids.
AAGCGCUUUGGGUGUACAGCAAUACACAAUAAAAGCGCUAUAUAAAUGCUUCCUUCCUUCCUUCCUUCCUUACCAUAGGUAUAGGUAGAUGCCAUAUUCGACUAGUCGCGUCCGCCAUCGUGGGCAUCUAACUCAAUGUCUGUGGUUUUUAGCAUGAUGUCCUAGGAUAAUCAUUAAGCUUUGCUAGUGAUAAACAGCUUAAACACACUAUUCCCUGCUUUCACAGACAGAGCUUAGACUAAGCCAGGAUCAGUGUUGGGUGUAAUGCGUCACAAAGUAGUUAGAUUACUUAUCCACUGAAAAAGUAAAGAUUACGGUUCAUUUUUAGGUAAUUUAAUUACAAUUACUUAUAUAAAUAAUUGAAGUAAUUUAAAAAAAAAGAACAUACAGUAAAUUUCAACAGUUCUAAAAUCAAUAUUGAAUUUGAAAUGUAAAUAUACCGUCUAAAGAGAAAAUUGAAUGCAGCGGCUAACCCUCCGCGCGCCGGCUCGAUUUUCCUGAUUCACAGAGGAACCUUAAAUACUCAGAUACAUAUAAGACUAAAAUCAAUAGAAUCUAAAAGGCUUGAAUUUUACUUUUAAAUGAACAAAUUCAAAUCGAAAACGAAUAUUCCUGAUUAUGUAAUCUGUAUGAAAGCGAGGUACAGUCUUUCCCGUAUCUGAGCUCAUUACAUGCAGUCACCUGCGCGCAAACGCUCAUACCUAGAUACAAAAAAUAAAAUCAAGAUUCAUCUAAUUUUCUUUCAUUUUUGAAAGAAGACCUACUAUGAGGAAUUUACCUCAUAGCAGCGAAAUCUGACAUUGCUUUAUUCAGCAGAGAAGAUCAUUUCUGUAAUUUAUUCUUACCUACAUUGGUUAACGUGUUAUUUUUACAUAAACCUGUACGGAUUUUACUAGUUGGGCUUUUCCUGAACAUAUUGCCAAACUGAAGUGUAUUGUUUAACUUUUAAGCUUUUUGUUAGUCAGAUAUUACAGUUGUUUUAAAGCUAAAAGGCUAAACUAUUCUAUGUUUGACUCAAAUUGAAAUAAUAAAGUUUUGAAAAUGAAAAAACAUUACCAGUGUGCAUCUUGAGACAAAACAACGGCACUGACGUAUUUUAAGAUCAGUCUGUGCAAGUUUCUUUCAGCUGAAACAGCUCAGACUUAAAUUUUAAUCUGGGAGUAGGCUUAAGCCUUGAAACUGAAACUGGAGGUGUAAGUCUUACUGUACAAAAGUGUCGACUCCCUCAAUGAAAGUACACGGGACUUUUCAUAGUUUCGAUCAUCCGAAAAUCGUAAGUACGUUCAGUUAGGGGGAAAAAAAUUCCAACCCGAGUUUGGUGGUUGUAGCUUGAAAGCUCUAGGAGGAGAUACAUUUUAAAAUCUAGUCUCAGAUGAAAAAGCAGCAGCAGCUUAAAUAGCAGAUAAAUAAUUUGGCCUUUUCAAGACAACUUAAUUACUGUAGCAUAUCACAUUAUUACAUUUUAGAUACUCUUCCUUGAGGCAAACUCAGACCUUCCUCCCAAGAUGACCAACCCACACUUUGGUUAGUCCAAGUUAGGUCAGGUUUCAACAAAUGGUGUGGGGAGAGUUAUGGGGAAAGAGCAAGCAAUAAUGACUUGGUAAGCAUUCUAAAUAUGCAGUAAUAUAUCUUGAAUUGUAAUUAAAAUGUAUGUUUUUCCUCAAUCGCUAUUUUGUAUCGGUAUGUAUGUUGUCCAGUUAUUAUGGAGUCAUGUUUUUGUCAUAAAAAAUUUCAAGAUAUACAUAGAAUUCUGAAUUUCAGGGGGGGUGGGGUUCUUCCACAGAAUAAAACUCACCAUUCUAUUAGGUAACGGAAGUCAACAUUUGAGAAAUGAAUGAAUAGUUUUGAUGAGCUCAAGGGCACAUGCAUCACGGCCCCGCAGGCCCACGUGAAUAUGCCAUCCACAUGUUCUUCACCUCUCUCCUGGUCUCAAUGUGUAAUUACAGUCAAACCUCUUUCCAUUCCUGCUAUAGCUGUGAAUAAUGCCUAGAAACAUAGUGACAGUGACCAAGUUAAAUGUCAUUAUUGACACAAAGUUAUCAAAUAACCAAGUCAAGUAAAUGUUUGUAUUGACUUUAGGUUAUGUAACGUGUGGUGCAGAAAUCUGCUUUUCCUGCGUGGGUUUAGGUGUAUGAUUAGGAUUUGUGGUGGGUUUCGGAGACAGGAACCAAUCAGACAGCAGUCUCCUCGGUGUAUGAACCAAAUAAAAGUAGGGAGUCAUAAUCUGGUGUUGAAGAGUCAGAUUUUGGACAAGCAUUUGUUGUUCUGCAGAGACCUACAGAGUACUUGUACGUGACUAACUUCAUAGAGGGUGUGCAGUAGUCCUGGUUGAUUUCAGUAAUAAUGGCAGUCUGGUCUCUUUGUCUGUCUUUCUUUCUGCUCUUUGCUCUGGAUGCUGCAGGGGCAACACCUCUUAAUGGCACAAGCAAUGGGACAACACCUCUUAAUGGCACAAGCAAUGAGACCAUUGACCUGUACACAAAGAUAGACGGAAAGUGUGCACCAACCGGUGGCUGCCUGUGGUCUGCAUAUGAUUGUAGAUGCUUCCGCUUUUUUAGCUGCGGGACGUCCUGGAUUGAUGCAGAGAAACAGUGUUUGGACUACAACGGGCACCUCGCCUCUGUACACACUAAUGCGGAGUACACCUUCAUACAGAACCUGAUUAAAUCUCAAACUCGAGCUUCAACUGAGGCCUGGAUAGGAGGCUAUGGCUCUGUUUCAGUAUGUUUGUUUAAAUUAAUUAUUAUUAUUAGUAGUAGUAGUAAUAGUAUUAUAAAAUAUUUUGUAUAUUGUACUUGUGUUUUUGAGCGAUGUCAUAGUAUUGAAGAAAGAUUAGGAUACAGCUGAUACGUUUGUCAUGUUAGUUCUACUGGGCAGUUUCUAUAGAGAAACACAAACGUGUUUUAGAUGCAUAAACAUUACAUUUUCAUUUACAUUAAGUCAUUUAGCAGAUGCUUUGAGCCAAAGCGACUUACAAAUGAGGACAAUGGAAGCAAUCAAAAUCAACGGAAGAGCAGCGUUACGCAAGCGCUAUGGCAAGUCUGAGUUAGCCUAAUGCAGCGCACGAAGCAAGGCCUUUUUUUAAUUAUAUAAUGAAUAAAAAGAAAACAAACACAAAAAUAAUAGAGAAGCUAGUGUUGGUUAGUAAACGAAUAGAGUGAAAGUCUAAAAGAGGCAAGUAUUUUUUUUAAAGAAUAGAAUUAGAAUAGAGAGUGCUAGAGUUAGAGGGUCAAAUAAAAAUGGAAGAGAUGUGUUUUUAGCCGAUUCUUGAAGAUGGCUAAAGACUCAGCUGCUCGGAUUGAGUUGGGCAGGUCAUUCCACCAGGAGGGAACAGUUAAUUUAAUAGUCAGUGAAAGUGAUUUUGUGCCUCUUUGGGAUGAAAGCGACGUUCACUUGCAGAACGCAAGCUUCUAGAGGCACAUAAGUCUGAAGUAAUGAAUUUAGGUAAAGAGCCAGAGCCAGUGGUGGUUUUGUAGACAAACAUUAAUGCCUUAACAAAAUGGUUAAACAGAGGUGUGACGUGCAAACUUUUCGGCUCAUUAAAAAAAUACAUCUUGCAGCCACGUUCUGGAUUAAUUGUAGAGGUUUGAUGGAAUUGGCUGGAAGACCUGCCAAGACAGCAUUGCAAUAGUCCAGUCUGGACAGAACAAAAACCUUGAACAAGGAGUUGUGUUGCAUGUUCACGAAAGAAAGGCCCUGAUCUUCCUGAUGUUGAAUAAAGCAAAUCCGCAGAACAGGGCAGUUUUAGCAAUGUGGUCUGAGAAAGUCAUC